Folsomia candida is the source of this 2384-nucleotide messenger RNA. RefSeq names its product TGF-beta-activated kinase 1 and MAP3K7-binding protein 1. Gene Ontology annotation, biological process: protein dephosphorylation. The record is from RefSeq and is a predicted model, not a curated record. Gene Ontology annotation, molecular function: protein serine/threonine phosphatase activity. Lineage: Eukaryota; Metazoa; Arthropoda; Collembola; Entomobryomorpha; Isotomidae. The transcript is spliced from 5 exons. Bases 388 to 1866 code for a protein of 492 amino acids.
UAAUUUGGACUAUGAAUUUGUGUAAAAUUAGGCAAAGAGAGCGGUGGGAGAUUCGAACGUGGGAGAGAGAGUUAUUCCAUUCCAACAACAACAUUGCAGCAAGAAGAAUGAAGAAUCCAACCCCAACCUCCCUCAAUAAUAAUUAAUUUAAUAGUCCGAACUUGUAAGUGGGUAGUUAAAAUAAAUCCUGACAAAUUAAUUGACGAAUUUCCAUAUAAGAUUAACAACGCUCCUUGUCCGCAUUUCUCACUAGAGCGGAUUAUUCGGACGAGGAGGCUGCAUUGAAACAAAACCAGAACAUUACUUUUUACUUUAAACUCUGUGUGUGCCCUUGAAUACAAAAAAUGUGCACAAAAAUGUUGUUGCGAAAGUUGAGGCCUUGAUGAAAUGUUUCGACCACCGUAUGUAGACUCCUAUAUGGGAGGACAGUUGGACUACUUGGGAAUACCUCAACCCCCACCGACAGACUCCAGCUGGACCUCGUGGACGGAUGACAUCCCUCUUUGUGUUCAUACAGGUGUAGGAUUUGCACAGAAUCAAGUAUAUCGCCGGGACGGGCACCGCACGAGUGAGCAUGAGUUGGAAGAUGAGAGCUUCCAUUUCCAGUUGGAUGAUGGAAACAUUUGUCUUUACGGUGUAUUUGAUGGACAUUUUGGUCCUCAAGCAGCAAAAUUUGUAGUACAAAAGAUGCCAGCGGAAAUUAUUCUGGAUCAGCAGCUGACUGAAGCGACGACGGAAGAUAAGGUGCGAGAAGUAUUACGACAAGCGUUCCUCUCCGUGGAGCGAGAAUACUUUAAUGAUGCGAUCGGGGCUAAAUUGGCAGAACGUGCGACAUACAUUUCCGAAAUGACAUAUGGCGAAAGCCCCUAUGAUACUUUUAGAGAAUAUCCUCAAGUCUUGGCGGAACUGAACAAGGAGGUAGAAUCGGGCACGACAGCCGUUGUAGCGCUAAUUUUCAACGGGAAACUAUACGUGUCUAAUGUUGGGUGCUGCAGAGCCCUACUCUGCCGAACUGAUAAAGAUGGCGUCCUAAAAGUCAUCCAGCUCAGUGUGGACCACGACCUUCGUAAUCAGGACGAACUCGAGAGAUUGAAUGUCAUCGGUCUCAACCCAGAUGAACUUCGACGUCACGGAAAAAUUGGAAAUCAAACGAAUACGCGUUGUCUCGGAAAUUAUUUGGUUAAAGGUGGCUAUAAAGACUUCCGUUCGUUGCGCAACGCGAGGAGCGAGCCAGUCGUCCCUGAUCCUGAAAUCCACCCUGCUGUUAAGGUGGACGAGUCAUUUCGUUUCCUAGUUUUACUCUCAGAUGGACUGUACCAAGCGCUCCGAGAAGCAUCCGAGAGUGACCAUGUUGACAUCCAGUUGGCAAAGAUGAUUGUUGAAGAAUUUAAAACCCAGUCUACCCUCAAUUUGGUGGCUCAAGCCGUAGUGGACAAAGUCUCCCGAAUGCAUCACGACUAUUAUAUGAAUAUGAGCAAUACGCUACCCAAAGUGACUCGUCGCGAUGAUAUGACCCUGCUCGUCCGUAAUUUCAAUAUUCCUUUAAAAAAUGCAACAACCCCAAGCAGUUCGAAGGUUAUGAAUGGUUACUUUUUCCCGUCAACAACCGGACAUCCGAAUGACUGCUCAACCCCCAUAAAUCUUACCCUGGAAACAAUCCCGUCUCCAAAAAUUAUAGGUAAUUCCUCCCCUUUUCCAACAAAUACGGAAGCAACUACGAGCACGGAAAGCUCUGAAGUUCUAACGCAGUCAAAUCAUAAACUACCUUUGGAUGAGAAUGGUCGAAUCGCUCCCUACGUCGCAUUCACGGAUUACUAUAAGAAUCUUCCUUCCAAAUCCUGGACUGAUGCUGACCUAUUUUCUUAGGGCAGAUAUUAUGUCGUCGUCAUUCUACGUAUAUGCAUAUAUACAAUAUAUAUAGACAGACUAUCGCAAACUAUAAAAAUGCAAUUUGCUGAAAUUAUCGGCCCAAGAAGAGGAGAGAAUAUAUAAAUGAUGUUAUAAUGAUAUGUGCCUAGCAAAAAGUAGAGAGACUUAUUGCAUUUUGACUUUGAUGACCAUAUUCAAUCAAAAAAUAUGUAAUCUAUCAAAGUCAGUACUAAGGUUUACCAUUAAUUAAUUAAUUAAUCUCGCUUUCGAUUAACUUUGUUGCUCUUUAUUAUUAUUAUGUUAUUAUUAUUAUUAUUAUUGUUACGCACCCCGACGUACGUCUUUUAUGAAAAUGUUUUGUUCAUCGUUGCACACACUCUCUAAUAAUAUUGUACUGUGACGACCCUUCCCAGAAACAAAGGAUGAAUUGUUGUUUUAUUGAUUUUUAAUAUGUUGUUUGACAUGCAAGUGACAUUAUGGAAAUAAAAUAAAAACCGCAUAAGUAUACACAAUCA